This is a messenger RNA of Pieris napi, 5553 nucleotides long. RefSeq names its product intraflagellar transport protein 122 homolog (gene Oseg1). The coding region runs from base 230 to 3766 and encodes 1178 amino acids. Gene Ontology annotation, cellular component: non-motile cilium; intraciliary transport particle A. Lineage: Eukaryota; Metazoa; Arthropoda; Insecta; Lepidoptera; Pieridae. The record is from RefSeq and is a predicted model, not a curated record. The transcript is spliced from 23 exons. Gene Ontology annotation, biological process: protein localization to cilium; intraciliary retrograde transport; non-motile cilium assembly. Gene Ontology annotation, molecular function: protein binding.
AGUAUCAGUACAAACAGUUAGAUUAAACACAACAAACUAAACCGAAGUUCAAACAUUGAUAAUUUGAUAUUACACUUAUAAGAAUAGAAUUUAAUUAUGCAUAUUAUUGGAAUUUAUUUUGAGUUGUAGCUCAAUGACAAACAAUCAAUACAUUAUUAUCGCAACUCUAUAAAGUUUUCAAGUUAGUAGUUUUGAUAUUUCGAAGAUGGAAUAAAUCUUAAGCUCCAAUAUGAGAACCGUACCGAAGUGGGUUAAUAAAAUCCACGAAGCUGAUAAAAUCGAUUGCUCCAGUGUACAAACAAUAUGCUUUAGUCCUGAUGGUACACAACUGGUAGUUGGUGCUGGUGAGAAAAUAAUGGUGUAUGACCCUAAGGAAGGGGCACUUGUUCAAUUACUUCAAGCCCACAAAGGACCAGUACAUUCAGUGGAUUACUGCAGCGAUGGUAAAAAAUUUGCUAGUGGUGGUGCAGAUAAAAAUGUAAUCAUUUGGAAUUCAAAAAUGGAGGGCAUCCUCAAAUAUUCCCAUAGUGAAGUGAUUCAAUGUCUGGCAUAUAAUCCAGUGACAUACCACUUAGCAUCAUGUGCAUUGUCCGAUUUUGCUUUCUGGUCUGCUGAUGUUAAGGCAGUUCAAAAAGUAAAAGUAUCAGGGAGAAUUACAUGCUGUGCCUGGUCAUUAAAUGGACAGUAUUUAGCUAUAGGCAUGGCAAGUGGAAAAGUUUCUUUAAGGGAUAAAGCUGGAGAUGAGUUUCAAAGAAUAGAACGAGAUGCUGCUGUUUGGUCUCUAGCAUUCUCUAAACAUACACUUGUGGUUGCAGACUGGACAGAUACAUUGUCAUUUUAUGAUAUGCUCGGCCAACAAGUUGCUAAGGAGAGAAAUAUAGGUAUAUCAGCGUUGUCCAUGAAAGUAGUGGAAUCAUUGAUAUUAGUUGGGGGCAUUGGUGGUUGGGCAGUCCUGACCGCGGAGGGCAUAUCUGUGGUGACGACAGACCAUGAAUGGGUUUGGUCAAUAACACCGUCACCAACGUUCAAUACUUUGGCUCUAGCUUGUCAAGAUGGCAGUCUAUGGUGCUACCAAGUUGUAUUGAACACUGUACAUGGUCUGUACCGAGAUAAAUAUGCGUAUAGAGAAAACAUGACCGACGUUUUAAUACAACACCUUACAUCUGGGAAUAAAGUGAGAAUUAAAUGUCAUGAUAAAGUACAGAAGAUAGCGAUAUAUAAACAUAGACUAGCAGUGCAAUUACCAGAGAGAGUAUUGAUUUAUGAGCAAACUGGUCCAGACGGGAUGAUGUAUCGUGUGAAAGAAAAACUUAUGCAGAAGGCUGAAUGUUCGUUACUAGUUGCUACCAGUGAAGCACUAUUAAUUUGUCAGGACACAAAAUUGACGAUGGUCGGGGUCAAUAUACCAAAGUCUUGGGAGUUACCAACACCAAUUCGUUACGUUAAAGUAACUACUUUAUGUUUCCAAGAAGUAUUACUUUUAGGUCUUCUAAAUGGCGAAAUAUGGCAAGUUGAAGUCAGUACGGGCAACUCCGACGUGUUGUUGACAACUCCGGCGUGUGUACGAUGCCUAGACAUUAACGUUUCGAGGACGAGAUUGGCUGUUGUAGACGAAAUUUCCGUUUGUCGAGUGUAUUCAUUGCCCUCAGCUGAACUACUGUAUGUUGAGGAAAAUAUAUCAUCUGUGUCAUGGAAUUUAUGGUUUGAUGAUUUGCUAUGUUUGUCUGGCGGUGAUCUGCUUUCGAUAAAAGCUGGAAACUUUCCGGCUGCCACACAACCUCUUAAUGGCUCCGUUGUGGGCUUCCAGGGAGGACGUGUCUUCUGUCUCCAAUCAAAUGCGAUGCAGUCCAUCAAUGUGCCAUUGUCUCACGCCGUUCAUCAGUACGUCCAACAGAAGAUGUUCAAUGAAGCAUAUGCCGUGGCAUGUCUCGGGAUAACAGCAUCAGAUUGGGAGCGACUUGGAUAUGCUGCUUUAGAAGAGUUAGCAUUCGAAGUUGCUCGGAAAGCCUUUCAAAGAAGCGAGAAUAUUGUUUUUUUAAACCUUAUAGACCAAUUACAGGAACGUCUAGAUAAUGGCGAGAGUAAAGCAGUAAUUUCUGGAGAUGUAUUAGCAUAUAGAGGAAGAUAUGCUGAAGCGGCAAGAUCUUAUCAAAGCUUGGCACGAGGUGAGAAAGCCCUCGAUAUGUACGUCGAUCUACGUAUGUUUGGAAAAGCACAGGAGUUUGUCAGCGAAGGUGAAAGUUUGACGGCGUUGACACGUAGACGUGCGGAAUGGGCGCGUCGUGUCAACGAACCACGUGCCGCGGCUGAGAUGUAUCUCGCCGCGGGUGACGUACGGAACGCGGUGGCCAUUUUGGCAGAGAGCGGGAAACGGGAUAUGCUUAUAGAAUUGGCUCGUAAAAUGGACAAGGGCUCGAGUGAGUCCCUUCGGUAUUUAGCUGAAGCGUUGGUGACUACGGGCGAAUAUGCGACCGCUGCAGAUGUGUACCAGCGCCUUGGAGAUUAUAGGAGAGUGGCGCAAUUGGUCGUGAACGCUUGCGAAUGGCCGCGCGCGUUCGAACUUGCACGCGAACACCCAGAAUGCAAGGGAGAUGUCUACAUACCUUAUGCGCAUCAAAUGGUUCAGGAAAAUAAAUUUGUUGAAGCUCAAAGAGCAUAUUAUAUGGCGGGCGAAACUCAGACGGCAAUACGUGUUCUCAACGUGCUCGUACGAAACGCAGCGAUGGAAGAGAGAUUUAGCGAUGCAGGGUUUUUGCAUUACUCGCUCACGGCUCAAAUAUUGGAGAUAGCUGAUGACAGGGAUCGCAGUACACUGAUGCAUCAGUAUACGCACAAUGACCGGUUAGCUCGUAUGUAUCACGCGUACGACAACGUACACCGAUGCGUUCACGAGCCGUUCUCUCUCAGCCAACCAGACGCAUUACUGAAUGCAGCGAGAUAUGUACUCGCAUUAUUAGACGGAGAACCACCGCCUGGAAUUUCUAUGUUCUGCCUCUACCUCUGUAUGGCGAAACAGGCAAAAGUGUUGAAUGCAAACUUAUUGGCUCGAAAUAUGUUGGAUAAAAUUUUAGGCUUACAAAUUCCACAAAAGUUUCAGGAAAGUGUAGAACUCCUGAUGUUGAAAAGUGGCGGUUUAGUUGCAAGUGAAAGCCCCGAAGAGGAAGUCGCACCUUUGUGUUGGCGUUGCCGCAGACAUACUCCGAUGUUUGCCACUCAUUGUCCGAGAUGCAACCACGCCAUGGCACAUUCAUUGGCUACUCAUGAGGUUCUGCCCUUAGUACAGUUUGUACCAGCUGAGGGUAUUACAUAUGAAGAGGCCAUGGACUUGAUAGAUCGAAUACUUUUACCGGAAGAGAAAUGCGAUGAUGGGGCGGAGAUACUUAAAAUUAACCCCGAAAUUGAUUCGUCAGAUCCAUUCCUGGAUAAGACCGACGAGGAUGAUGACAGCGCAGUUGUAGUUUGCUGUCGAAAGGCCUUGCUCCAACUGAAUCCUUCUGCUGUGGUGGUCGUGAAGAAAAACGGGCUUUCCCCUGUUUUCUAUAGAAAUAUGCUACCCGAGUUGCCUGUCACAACAUGCGAUUACUGCCAGAAUUUAUAUUACAUGGAAGACUUCGAGAUACAGCUCAUAAAUAAGGGGCAUUGUGGGUUCUGUAGACGUCCCACUGAUGAGGAUAAAAAUCAGGACAAUAUACAUGACAGUUCUAAUAACGACUCCGACGUAUCUACUCCUACCAGCCCCAGCAAUGAACAUGGAUCGUGGAGAUAAUUUAGCGGCUUCUGCCAUGAUUUUUUUAUUGUAAUUUUAGAAUAUAUUUAUCCAGCAACUGUUUCUUUGAUUGUUUUUCACUUAUCGUACUUUGCCUGACACCUAUUUUAAAUGUAAGGGUUUGUCUUUGCACAUUUUUGACCUUAGGUAGAUAUUUUGGGUAAAAAUUCAAUAUUGUGACAGAUGGAAGUUAAUUAAUUUAUAAUUGUAACUAUUCUGACAUCGGGUAACCAGAAGUUUCAGCUAGAAACAGAUAUUUCGCCGAACCCAGAACCCUUUCGUUUACCAAGCAAGCAUUUGAUAAACAGCAUAUUUCUAUGCUCAGCUGGUUUGAAAAGCUGGAAAAUGUUAUUUCAUAAAACAUGUAACCCCUAUUUGUAAACGUAUUAUACGCCAUAUAUAACUAUAGAAUGUUUCCUUAUCAUUCUAAUGUAAACAAAAGGAAUUUGCCAUAGUUGAUAUUUGCAAUAUUCUGCAGGUCUACAAGAAUACUAAUUGUGUACUUUGUUUUUCUGUGUGUUGGCUUAUAGUACAUAUUUGUAUAAUUCGCUCUUGUCCCAACUAUUUGAUACAGUAGAUUUAAUGUGCACUGUCAAUAAAUUUUGCGUCACAUUGUGUAAUUUAAUAUUGAGUACAAAAAUUUUCGAUGUUUUUAAUGUGUCCACUCGAUACCUACAAACCCGGAAUCUGUACGAUGACUUCAAACGCAGUAAUAUUCCGCGAGAUGUUCUCGGCCUAAGCCAGUAGGGCCUUUGGGCCUGUCAGUCAAUGGUUAAACGGUCGAGGAUCCAUUUUAGGGUCGGAAAAAACGUACAAUAUCUUUCUCCACUACUGAAUAUAUAUAUAAUCUAUAAUACGACGAAAAUACCUCGUUUAUAAGAAAUAAAAUGUUUUAUUAUAAACUUAAAGAGAAGUCAGAAAGAUGUUAUCCAUUUUAUAUUAACACGACAUUUACAUGACGACGACGACGUCAGAAAAAGUGCUACCUUAAUUGAAUAAAAUGCAUUUAUUUAUUUCCUUAUUUUCUAUUCUUACAGUAACUUAAUACUAAUACAAAAGAUAACGUAUUAAUAUAAAAAUUAAGCUUAGAACAUAAUACCUAUGUAUAAACAAAACAAGAAAACAUAAAACCUAAACCUUUUUAUAACUCCAUAAUAAAUAAUGCAAUUCUUGUGCUUUCAACCUGUGUGCAAUUAAAUGUGCCUUCAGGUCAAUCUUUGCUUUUGGUUUAAGUUCAAAUAGGUUUAAGUUCAAGCGAGCUCACCGUAGGAAGUUGUACUAAGCUUUUUAAAUAAAUUAUUUAAUCAUUCAAGUAUUCUGUAGUAAUCUAUAGAUACUAUUACAAAAAAGAAAUAUUAAAGAGAGAUAAAAAAAUUAAAAGUUACUGAGGUAUCUAUUUCCGAGAUAAAUGCCCGGCCCUGCGAAACCGGAACAGGUAGCUAGUACAUUAGAACGCAGUAGGUACUACAAAUAUAAAAUAAAAAGAUUUGGUCUUAACUCGAACACGAGGUAUCCUCUGUCUUUGUUUAGAAAUGUUAUAUAUACAUGCUUAUUGCAUUAUCUAUAACUCUAAAUAUAUAGAACACCAAACUCGUUUUUCAAACUUUUUUUUAUUGUCAAUGUGAACUGUUGAACAUUUUUUCGUUUUUUUUAAGUACAAUUGAUAGAGAUUUUCAAAAAAAACAAACUCCUAUUUUUGUAUAAAAUUAGUGUUAAUUUAGACGUUAACUUUAUCUGUAUGUUUGCUAUAAAGAUCCGUCCCAUCGAAUAAAAUUCAAAACAACUUU